GCUUUCACAUAACACAUAAACUACCUCUCAGGCUUCUUCACCAAGAUUGUUACAGUUCCGACCUUUCUAGCUAGAUCUAUAUAUAUUCACUUACUCUCGAUAAAGAUUAUCGGGAUCGAUGGCAACCCAUGUUCUCUUGAUUGUGCUCCCAGCUCUUCUAUUCUCCGUUAUCAUGGCUGAUCACAUUCCAUUGCAGGAUUUCUGUGUUGCAGAUGUCGGUAACAACCGAGCAGUACUAGUGAACGGGCUUUCCUGCAAGGACUCAAAGACUGUCCAAGCCAAUGACUUCUUCUUCAGCGGUCUUCAUCUCCCGGGCAACACAUCGAACCCUGUUGGGUCGAGGGUCACCCCAGUGACCGUGACCCAACUUCCGGGUCUCAACACCCUUGGCAUCUCUAUGGCCCGUAUCGACUACACACCGUGGGGCAUCAACCCACCCCACACUCACCCACGAGCCAGUGAGAUCUUGACCGUCCUGGAGGGAACCCUAGAGGUCGGCUUCAUCACCUCCAACCCCGACAACCGCCUCAUCACCAAGGUUUUGAGCAAGGGCGACGUGUUCGUGUUCCCAGUCGGCUUGGUCCACUUCCAGAGGAACGUGGGGAAGGUGAACGCAGUUGCUAUUGCCGCCCUGAGCAGCCAGAACCCGGGGGUCAUCACGAUCGCCAAUGCUGUGUUCGGGUCGAAGCCCGCCGUCUCUGCUGACAUCCUUGCCAAAGCUUUCCAGGUGGAUUCCGGUGUCAUCAAUAAGUUACAGUCAAAGUUCUAGAAGGAUGACAAGAGUAUGGGGCCAAGGAGUUCGGCGCUAUGGAGUAUAAUAAUUUAUACGAACCAUGGCUCAGUUUGUCUUUAUGUGCUUAUUUUUGCGUAUCUGUAAUUGAUUUGUUUGGUGUGGGGAGUGUUAUAUUUGUUGACCAUUUGGCAUUCAUUUAUUCUAUCCGAUGUUUGUUGUCUGAAAUCAUCAUUGUUAUUCUUGGAUGAAUUUUUAUAAUCUCAUUCCUUUCUAUGUUUUGGA
Punica granatum (pomegranate) is the source of this 1015-nucleotide messenger RNA. NCBI's taxonomy places the organism in Eukaryota, Viridiplantae, Streptophyta, Magnoliopsida, Myrtales, Lythraceae. The record is from RefSeq and is a predicted model, not a curated record.